AUGGCCAGGAUCGUCGCCCGAACCGCACAGGGACGUCCCUACCUGCCAACCGAGAUCCACCUCAUAGUCUCGGGAUUUUUGGAGGACGAUUCUCGGUGGGACACGCUCGCUGUGUUGUCCAGGUCUUCCAGUAGGCUGAGGUCAAUGUACGAGCCACGGCUCUACCUCACCACGAGGCACGCCAGAAACCCGCGUUACUGCCUAUACAAUGGGAGGAAGGAUCCAGCACCAGGUUCGAACCACUUCAUCAAGGCGCUUAUGUGGGGCAUCAUCAACGAGUCAACGCCUGUUAUGGCUCACGCCAAAGCAUACGGAGCAGAUGUCAAUGCCCGUGUCCGGGUUUGUCACGGCAAAGUCUCCUUGACCCACUACGAUACGUCGCCGAAUAAUCAUCUGUAUGGCUUGGGAACGAUACUCCAGCAUGUUGUUCAGAAAGGCCUUGACCGCUCGGCAAAACGGUUGAUCACAGCUGGUGCCGUGAUCAUUACGCCCGGCCAAGCUUCUAUCAACAUGUGUUAA
Messenger RNA from Sordaria macrospora k-hell, 519 nucleotides. RefSeq lists its product as uncharacterized. Lineage: Eukaryota; Fungi; Ascomycota; Sordariomycetes; Sordariales; Sordariaceae. The record is from RefSeq and is a predicted model, not a curated record.